Didymodactylos carnosus is the source of this 699-nucleotide messenger RNA. Lineage: Eukaryota; Metazoa; Rotifera; Eurotatoria; Philodinida; Philodinidae. The record is from the annotation of a GenBank genome assembly.
AUGCAUCCAAGCCUGGAAUCGUUUUCAACGGAACUGUUCUUCGAAAUAUUCGAAUAUUUAUCUCUCAUUGAUCGUUUUCGAGCCUUCGCUGGCCUUAAUCGUCGUCUGACUCUUAUGGUCAAUUUGCAUCCAGUUCGAGUAAACUUGCAAUCUAUUUCUCGAUGGGACUUCGAUUUUCUUUGUCGUCAUAUUCGACCUGAACGAGUCAUUUCACUGGUUUUUUCCGAAGAAAAGAUGCCUGAUCAAGUAAAACUUUUUCUCGAACAUUUUCCAGACUUCGAACAUCAAUUCAUUUGUCUUCAAUCAGUGAAGUUGAUCCAAACGGAAAAUUGUUUAUCGAUAUUACCACGAUGUGUUUCUUGUCUAACAUUUUCAAAAAUGUUUUGUGGCAAUGGUGUCAAUGAAAUGCUCAUUCAACAAGCCAAGAUCUUAACUCAUUUGAAUGUUGACAAAUUGAGAUUGAUUCAAUCAGUCAACAUUGAAUUUCCUCUACUGACUCAUUUGACAAUUGAUUCAUUUUGCUUUAUUGAUCAAGUUGAUCAACUGAUUCAAAAUUUUAAAACUCCUCCAAUCUUCAGCCUCAAUGUUUCUUUUGCGGGAGAUCAUGAUCAUUUUCCAUUCAAAUUCGAGAAAAUGUGUUGGAGUCUAAUGUAUCUCAAACAUCUGACAAUCAAACUUGUCACAGGUAGGAGAGCAUAG